AAAUUUUCAAAAAAGAUAUUCUCAUAAAGAUAUUAUGUUACGAUAAGUAUUGGUAAGUUAUUAAACCUUAAUAUUCUAAAAUAAACUUCCUUCACACGUCUUAGAUGUCGGCACACUAUCUCUAUCCAAAGAUAUUCUAUGAUUUGGUUCAAUUUAGUUUCCUAGAUCAACGAAAACAGUAUAAUUAAAAAGAUAUUACAUAGGAUAUUAUUUCCAAAAUAUAUGAUAUGGAGAUAAGAUUUUAUAUGCGAGAAUAUUGCAUAAUAUCUUUGCACGAGCAAAACACUCCUUAUAUAACCUCCCUAUAUGACCUACAUUUGGACGACAACCUAACGAAAUUAAAAAAAAAACAACUAUGCCUCCAGUUACAAACAGGGAAAUCACUUUCUUGAACGAUCUCAAACCAUAUAAGACUACUUGGAAGGUGGAAGUUAAAGUUCUUCAUUUGUGGGAACAACACUCAAACUGUCCUGGAGGAGACACUUUGGAGUUCAUACUCGAAGAUAAGAUGGUAUAUACUCACUUCUUAAGAUAUUCUUUUACUAAAACCUUAUAUUGCCAACGACUUCACCAAAAUAUGAUUAUUUGUUAUUAUAGGGAGUCAACAUACACUGUAUCUGUAAGAGGCUCUUCUUUGCUCGUGUUAAGAACUUGCAUAUUGGUCAAUGGAUUUUCCUCGAGAAUUUUGCUGUUCACCAAGCUACCGGGAUAUAUAGAAGAACCAGCCAUAAAUACAAGAUGUCCAUCACAGAAUAUUCCAUUGUCACCAAUCCCUCUCUGACUACUUGCAAGGUAUCAAGUUUGUUAUUUUAUAACUUGACUGGUAUAUGAUUGAAAGUGAUUCCGAAUUUUUUGAGUGUGCUUAGGUUCUUUUCAAUGAUCAUGACAAAGAGUAUAAUGACUCAGAAGAUUUUUCAACAUCUUCCUCUAAGCGUAAGGAAAGAGAUGCUGAUCUUAAUGACAUGAAUUCUACAUCCAAGAAGUUAUGUGCUAAGAACAUCAAAACCGAGAAGACAAACGAAGAUUAGUUAUCUUAGUGUUACUUUAGAGAUGCUGAGUUUGUUGUUUUUCGAAAUUUCCAGUUUUUUUGUUUGAGAUUUGGCUUUGUUUUUUACUACUUUUCAUUUUAAUCAUAUCUUUUAUCAAUAAACUUCUUAUAAAACGUUUCAAUCAUGCAAAUGUGUUUGUAUCCUACUUAAUUAUGCAUCUGGGUAUCCAAAAACACAAUAUAAGUAUUAAAAAAUAUAUUUAUACAGGAAUUGUGUUUGUGGAAUAAAAACUAAAAUGAAAAUUAGUUGAAAGCAAUGAAAAAUACUCGGAGAUACUGAAAAGAUUUUGUUGUCUUUUUUCGACAAAUACUAUGCAAUUGAAUAUUUUUUAAUAGAUACUGAGAUAUUUUUGUGUCGUUUGUUAACUCAUAUGUUUGAUUAAGAAAAUUAAGUUAAUUACCAACACAUAAGAACGCAUUCUGCAAUUUCAAAUCUUGCAGAAUUUCCAUGAGAACCACAAACAGAGAGGUUCCUCCAGGAACCUCUAAUUUCCGAUCAGUGCAACAGAGAAAAAGAAAGAGAACAGCCAACACAGAUGAAUCCGAAAAUACACAGACAAGAAGUUCCACUAUGAACAACACUUCAACUUCUGUGCCUCUUAGCAAAGCGUUUCCUAGCUGAUAUCUCCAAUACUAAUCAUAGAUUAAGAUUGUCGCCACUGGGUAUGAGAACAAUGUACUACUACCAGGGAUUAAUUGAAUCUUUUUAAUUACAUCACCACUUCCGAUUGAUGUUUUUUUCAGAUAAUGGGAAUGGAAGGGAUGAGAAUGCUUUACCAAAAAGAGUUAAGAACACGGGAUAUAAGUUCACGUGUAAGUGUACAAAGAUAUCUCCUUAUAUAUAAUAUUAUAGAUUAUGACCCUGUCUUAUGUUUAUGAAAUUAGCGCAAGAGAGCAAUCAAACAACUGUUAACAACAUUAUGGGAGGAUCUGACAGCAUUACUGCGACAGGGAAGAGAAAGAUAUCUACAACCAUAGAUGUUGAUGACAGUACACCGUCUUCUUAUUCCGGAAAUCAAAAUUCCUCCAAACGAAGAAAUCUAUCUGAUAUUACCAAUAUCUAUCCUACUGUCAGCAACUUGCAGUCCAACCUUCAAACACCUUUUACGAGUGGAGGAUGUGUUUCCAAAAUAUCUACCAACGGUAUAAUUAAAAAUAUCCAAAUUUGAUAGAUUUUUCCUUUGUUUGUUUUUUCAAUUGUUUGACAGGGAGACUAACCUCUGUUAGCUUUGUCAGAUAAAGGGAAAGGGAAGGUAGUUGCUCGAGAUAACAAGAUAAAGAGUAAUACUCGAACAAAUAGUUGUAGGAAAACAUUGGAACCACAAUUUGCUGGUUGUCUAGAUGAUUCGUCAAGUGAGGAUGAAGAGGAUCAAGCAUACGACUGCGACUAUGAAGGUUCUACCAUGUUUUUAAUUUAAUCUUGCAGAAGAUUUUUUAAGAAAAAAUAAUGUCACUACUAUUUAAAUUAUGGUUUUCUUUCUGCAGAAGAGUCGGACUUAUACAAAGAACAAGUUUAUGACUGCAGUAGCGAAGAAAGUGGCUCAAGUGAUUGUGAAACCAUAAGCUGCGACCCUAUGUUAUCUCCAGAUACCGAUCACGUCUCACCCAAUGCCUUGCCAAAAGAAGGGUGUUCCAAAAUUAACACAAAGCCAACUGCUUCAGCUAAGCGUACGCAGAUUCCAAAACGUACUACUUCUCAGAAACAUUGUGGUAAUCAAUUUGAGAAGUUGACAAAGAAAUUCCUACUGAGUUAUUUUUUUUUAGUUUCAGCUUUUGAUUUUGUUUUUUUGUAUGCAUACAGGUUAUAUUGAUGAUGGUGAUCCUACUCACAAAUGUGAACAUUGUGGAGCUAUAAUGUGGUAUGGUGAACGGAUAAACAACAAAAAAAAGGCCCGUAAACCAAAGUUUGCUCUUUGUUGUGGUCAAGGACAAGUCCAACUUCCUUUGUUAAAAGAAUCACCACCUACACUGCAACGAUUACUCUAUGGUGUUGAUGCAAAGAGCAGAUAUUUUCGAGAAAAUAUUCGACAGUUAAAUAUGGUUUUCUCUUUUACGUCGCUUGGUGGUAAAUGUGACCGCUCAGUUCCAAGAGGAUGUGGCCCUUUAAAAAUGUUUGUACUCCAAGGAGAGAACUACCAUCUGAUGGGAAGUCUGAAGCCUCCUCCAGGAGACCCUGCUAAGUUUGGACAACUAUAUAUUGUAGACACAGAAAACGAAGUUGCCAACCGUGCAUCUAUAAUUGGAAAUUACAAGAAAUCUGCAGAAUCCUCUAAAAAGGAGACAAUUCGGAAUCAGGUCAUUGAGUCUUUACUAAAGAUGCUAAAUGAAGUGAACCCCUAUGUCCAUCAGUUUAGAUCUGCUAAGGAUAGAUUUAACACUAACCCCGAAGAAACAUUCCAUAUGCGCAUUGUUAGCAGUCGUGAAAGGGAUGGAAGGACAUAUGACACUCCCACAGCAUCAGAGGUUGCUGCAUUAAUUCCAGGAGAUUUCAAUUUGGACAUGGAUAAAAGAGAUAUUGUUCUCCAAGAGAAGCAAACUGGUUGUCUAAAGAGGAUUAGUGAGAUUCACCCUUCUUAUUUGGCACUUCAAUACCCCCUCAUAUUUACUUACGGAGAAGAUGGCUUCAGACUUGGUAUUAAGAAAAGAGAUACAGCUUCUACAGCUAAACUUAAGAGGCAGACUAUCAGUAUGAGGCAGUGGUAUGCUUUCCGUCUACAUGAAAGGGAAAACGAAUGUCAUACACUACUGAAUUCUAAACGAUUGUUUCAGCAAUUUUUGGUUGAUUCUUAUACUUCCAUAGAGUCUAACAGGCUUUGUUAUCUGCGGAUGAAUCAAAAAAGUCUCAGAUCAGAUUGCUAUGACUCUAUAAAGCAAUCCGAAAACGCUGGAAAACCUGAUAUGCGUGACCAAGGAACUGGAUUUUUGCUACCUUCCUCAUUCACAGGAGGACCGAGAUACAUGAAGAACUGCUACCUAGAUGCAAUGGCUAUAUGCAAAUAUUUUGGGUUUCCUGACCUGUUUAUAACAUUUACUUGCAAUCCUAAGUGGCCUGAAAUCACUAGGUAUCUACAGAAACGCAACCUUAUUGCUGAUGAUAGACCCGAUAUCAUUGGAAGGCUGUUCAAAAUCAAGUUGGAUUCUCUCAUGGUUCAUCUAACGGAUAAAGAGCUAUUGGGGAAGACAGUCUCUUCUAUGUACACUGUUGAGUGGCAAAAGCGUGGUCUACCUCAUGCACAUAUUCUCUUAUUCAUGCAUCCUAAUUCUAAAUUUUCAACCACUGAUGACAUUGACAAAGUUAUCUCAGCAGAAAUCCCAGACAAAGAGAAAGAACCAGAGCUUUAUGAUAUUAUCAAAGAUAUGAUGAUUCACGGUCCUUGUGGAGCUGUUAAUAUGAACUCACCUUGCAUGGAAAAUGGUGCAUGUUCAAAGCUCUAUCCUAAGAAUUUUACAGAUACAACUACUGUCAACAAAGACGGUUUUCCUGUUUAUAGAAGACGAGAACAAUCGGGAAGAUCUGUUGAGAAGAAUGGAUUCAAGUGUGACAACAGAUAUGUCAUACCAUACAACAAGGAACUGUCUCUUCGAUUUCGAGCUCACAUCAAUGUGGAAUGGUGCAAUCAAACGGGGUCUAUAAAAUACUUAUUUAAGUAUAUUAACAAAGGGCAGGAUCGGGUCACUGUUGCUGUUGAACCACCAAACACAGAAGAGUUGAAUGAAAAGAAAAAAAAUGAAAUCAAGGACUUCUUUAAUUGCAGGUAUUAUAUCUCUACUAUCAAUUGCAGGUAUGUCUCAGCUUGCGAAGGUGCUUGGAGGAUUUUUAUGUUUUCUAUUCACUAUAGAUCAACACCGGUUGAAAGAAUCCAGUUUCAUCUACCAGGGAAACAAAUCAUAGUUUUCAAAGAUGAUGACACUUGGGAAGAAGUAACUAGCCGGAAAUCCAUUGAGAACACUAUGUUUUUGGGCUGGUUUGAAUUGAACAAGGUCAGUGCAGUUGCUCGAACACUCACUUUAGCUGAGAUACCAACAAGGUUCACUUGGAAUAAAGCAGGCAGGAAAUUUCAAGACAGGAAGAAAGGAUUUGCGAUUGGCAGAAUUAAUUAUGCUCCACGAAAAAUCGAAGAGGCGUUCUAUCUGAGGGUUCUGCUUAACAUCGUCAGAGGUCCAACAUGCGAAGAAGAUAUUAAAACAUUUCAGGGGUACGAAUAUCCUACAUACAAGGAAACAUGUUUUGCAAUGGGGCUGUUAGAAGAUGAUCAGGAAUAUAUUGACGACCUGGUGAGAGCAAGUUUUACCGGUUCUGCAUGUUAUAUGCGUCAGGCUUUUGUCAUUAUGCUCAUGUCUAAUACUUUGUCAAAGCCAGAAGUCGUUUGGGAACAUACUUGGGAAUUUCUUUCAGAAGACAUUGAGCAUAUGAGAAGAAGGCAAUUACAUAGACCAGGUAGAAAAAAAAAACAGUAUGCGCUUAUAGAGAUUGAGAAGCUUCUAAAGAGUAACGGAACUUCUUUGGAGAAUUGGUCAAAGAUGCCUAAGCCGAUACCAGACAUUGUUAAUAACAAUGUCUUGAUUUUGGACGAGCUCAGUUAUGACCAGCAAGAGUUAGAAUCUGUCCUUGAGCGUGAUCUUCCAAAACUAACGGAAGAGCAAAGGAAGAUUUUCGACGAGAUUACGGAUGCUGUUUUCACACAACGAGGUGGUGUUUUUUUUGUAAAUGGAUUUGGUGGUACAGGCAAAACUUUCUUGUGGAGAUUGCUUUCCGCUGCAGUACGUGUCAGGCGUGAAAUAUGUCUGAAUGUUGCUUCAAGCGGGAUAGCUUCUCUAUUGCUUCAGGGAGGAAGGACUGCGCAUUCUCGAUUUGGAAUUCCCAUCAAUCCUGAUGAGUUCUCUACUUGCACACUUAUACGAGGAACUGAUCAAGCGGAUCUGGUGAAAGCAGCCUCACUUAUAAUUUGGGACGAAGCUCCAAUGAUGAGCAAGCAUUGUUUUGAAUCAUUGGAUAGGAGUAUGUUGGACAUUUGUCGAGAUAACGAAAAAAGACCUUUCGGUGGAAAAGUUGUCGUUUUUGGUGGGGAUUUUAGACAGGUAUUGCCCGUCAUUCAUGGAGCGGGAAGGGCAGAGAUUGUUAUGUCUGCUCUAAAUUCAUCGUAUCUUUGGAAGAAUGUAAAGGUUUUGCAGUUAACCAAGAAUAUGCGGCUCGAGUCGAAUAAUUUGUCCCCUGAAGAGGCCAUAGAUUUGCAGGAGUUCUCACAAUGGAUAUUAGACAUUGGAGAUGGAAAGAUUGGUAAAGAAAAUGAUGGGGAAACACUUAUUGACAUCCCAGAGGAGUUUUUAAUUCUUGAUAUUGAUGACCCAAUAUCAGCUAUAAGCACUGCGGUCUAUGGAGAUUCCUCUUUGUUACACGAGAAGGAGCCUAAAUUCUUUCAAGAGAGAGCUAUAUUAUGUCCUACUAACGAGGAUGUGAACAUGAUCAAUCAACACAUGUUGGACAAGCUUGAUGGAGAGGAAAAAUUUUACUUAAGCUCUGAUUCAAUCGACGCUUCUGAUAGAUUUUCAAAGAAAGACCAGGCUCUCACUCCAGAUUUUUUGAACAGAAUUAAAGCGUCAGGUCUGCCAAAUCAUAGCCUGCGACUGAAAGUUGGUUGUCCAGUCAUGUUGCUAAGGAAUAUAGAUCCUGUUGGGGGAUUGAUGAAUGGAACUCGGCUCCAGAUUACAGAGCUCUAUGACUUCAUGAUAAUGGCAAAGGUUAUUACAGGGGAAAAGGUUGGUCGAACUGUGUUGAUUCCAAGGCUUUCAAUAACUCCUUCAGACAAAAAAUUGCCAUUCAAAAUGAGGAGGAGACAACUGCCUAUUGGUGUGGCUUUCGCUAUUACUAUCAAUAAAAGUCAAGGACAAACAUUGUCUGAAGUUGGUAUAUUUCUACCAAGACCGGUUUUUUCACACGGUCAACUAUAUGUGGCUGUUUCUAGAGUGACUUCUAAGAAAGGCUUGAAGAUGCUGAUUGUUGACAGCGAAGGCAAGCCUCAACGCCAAACAAAGAAUGUUGUCUUUAGAGAGGUUUUUGAUAAUCUAUGAUCUAUGUUUUCAGUUCUGUUUUUAGGAACUUGCAGACGAUUUGCGAGUAUGAAGACUUUGGUUUUAUGUUUUAUGUUUAAUAAACGUUUAAGAUUCAUAACAGAAGGAUGUGAGUUUUUGGUGAGGAUGUGAACCCUCAGAAACAAACAUAUUAUGUUUGUUGUUAAGAAUAUUUUUCAAAAUUAUUUCUAACACGAAAGCCAUAUAAUUAUCAUAUUUACAGAUAAUAACACCAAAUCAAUCAAUCAAACUCCAGUUUCAAUCCUAACUACCGAUAGUCAGUUCCAUUCCUAGCUUCUAAAAUUCUGGAAAAAGUGUAAUACUAACUAAUAGAUUAUAUCAGAACAGAAAGGUUUCACAAUACAUGUCAAUAUGAACUUUAGGAAAAGUUCUUCGCUGCAGGAAGCAAUAUAAUUAGACCAAAUAUUGAAUAGACCAUCUCAAAUCAAACAAUCAAACUCCGGUUUCAAUCCUAACUACCGAUGGUCACUUCCAUUCCUAGCUUCUAAAA
Molecule: messenger RNA, 7628 nt
Organism: Brassica rapa (field mustard)
Lineage: Eukaryota; Viridiplantae; Streptophyta; Magnoliopsida; Brassicales; Brassicaceae
Biological process (GO): telomere maintenance; DNA repair
Molecular function (GO): DNA helicase activity
Source: RefSeq, a predicted model, not a curated record